This is a messenger RNA of Dipodomys spectabilis (banner-tailed kangaroo rat), 502 nucleotides long. RefSeq names its product COMM domain containing 6 (gene Commd6). The record is from RefSeq and is a predicted model, not a curated record. The transcript has 4 exons. The coding region runs from base 71 to 358 and encodes 95 amino acids. Gene Ontology annotation, molecular function: NF-kappaB binding. NCBI's taxonomy places the organism in Eukaryota, Metazoa, Chordata, Mammalia, Rodentia, Heteromyidae.
GUGGAAUCGGAAGUGCUGGCAGCGGGGCGUAUCCGUCCGCGACCACGGCGGGGGCGCCGUGCCCUUUGCCAUGGAGGAGUCUGGGGGCCGAGAGCCGGUACUAGAUGCUAAGUCCGAAUUGUGUUUUCUGCUUUCGUUUCAGGUCACCAGCCAGCUUAUAGAUUUUCAGUGGAAACUCGGUAUGGCUGUGAGCUCGGACAGCUGCAGAUCACUUAAGUAUCCUUAUGUUGCAGUAAUGCUAAAAGUGGCAGAUCACUCUGGCCAAGUAAAGAACAAGUCCUUUGAAAUGACAAUUCCUCAAUUUCAGAAUUUUUACAGACAGUUCAAGGAAAUUGCUGCUGUUAUUGAAACUGUGUGAAACUCUGGUUGAUACAGUCCUAUCAUCAUUUGAAAAUUAUGGACUCAACUUUCUGCAAAAGAACUACCUAAGGACCAAAUGAUAUUUAUCAAUGAAAAUAUUACUUUCCACUUUUUAAAUAAUAAAAAAAGGAUAAACAGGAAA